Molecule: messenger RNA, 857 nt
Organism: Impatiens glandulifera
Lineage: Eukaryota; Viridiplantae; Streptophyta; Magnoliopsida; Ericales; Balsaminaceae
Product: pathogen-related protein-like
Exons: 4
Coding region: 33-755 (240 amino acids)
Source: RefSeq, a predicted model, not a curated record
AAUUAUCCUCUUCUUCACAGAAAGACAAAAUAAUGGCGGUUUCAAUUGUUGUUGAAGAAGACAAAUACAGGUCUCACUUAUAUGGAGAUGGUGAGAAAAAUACAAAGUGGAGGUUUGGCGCCGCUCCUAACUAUGAAGCCGUCAACAAGCUCUUCGAAGAAGGCAGAACAAAGAUAUGGCCGGUUGGUUCUCUUGAAGAGAAAGUUCAAAACCUUGUAAAGACAUGGGAGAUGGAAAUGUUCAACAAAUUAGAUUAUGAUGAUUACAAAACUGUUGAUACCAUCAACUUCAAGUUCAGCCUAAAUGGAAGUAAACCUGUAAAUCUUGAAGACAUGCAUCGAGUACUUGGGGGAGGCUACAACGCGUUUAUGCAAACUUCCCUGCCUCAAAACUUGAGAUGUUAUGAUCCUGAUGAAGAAACUGUGGAAUCUGCCCAUUUGGCAUUCAUCACAGCAUUCACACGCGGUUUUGCCCUCGAGGUUCUUCAGGUUUACUCAGGCCCACCAGUGAUUGUGUACAAAUUUAGGCACUGGGGAUUCAUGGAAGGACCCUUUAAGGGACAUGCCCCAACAGGGGAAAAGGUUGAACUCUUUGGCAUGGCAGUUUUCGAGUUGGAUGAAAAAGAAAGGAUUGUGAAGGUGGAGUUCUUCUUUGAUAGAGGAGAAUUGCUUGGAAGGCUAGUAACGAAAGGAGGAGAUGAUAAUUUACAGGGGGAGAUCUCUUCUAGUUGCCCAUUUUUGAAGAACAUAAGCUAAUGAGUGUUUCUAUCUCUUUUACCCUAUCAUAGGUCUCUGUUUUAAAGGACAGUGGCUGAAAAUAAGAGUAUUUGAAAUAAGUUUUCUUUAAGUUCUGUAGUA